AUGAACAUGAGUGCGUGGCAGAUAGUGCAGCCGGGGGGCUUUGGGGCAUCGCUGGAGGACGAGCUGUUCGACGAACUCGACAGAGAAGAACAGGAGCACAGAAAGAAGCCACUCGAGAGUGACUCCGCCGACGACAGUGAAGAAGAAGAGGACGAAGUGGAAGAGGAAGAGGAAGAGGGUAAUAAGCAGCCAUGGACGCACCUGUGCGUGCUCGACUUUGAGGCAUGCCGAGAGGAGCUCGAGGGGGGUGAGUGGGUCUACGAGAUCACCGAGCUGCCGGUCACCCUGCUCAACUGCACCACGCUCAAGGUGGAGGACAGGUUUCAUCGGUACUGCCGGCCCGAGAGGAUCACGCCCGCCGUGCUGCAGCGUUACGUCGAUCGCAAGUACGGAGACAUGGGCCAGGCCGAAUCGUGGCACGAAGGUGCGGUGAGCCUGCAGACGGCACUACACGACCUGGAGCGAUGGCUGCGAGAGAAGGACCUUCUCCUGGGCGACAAUGCAGAUGAGCAGCCGGCCAAGUUCGCCUUCAUAACGUGUGGCGACUGGGACUUCAAGAACGCGCUGCCGCGGAUUGCGACCUGCUGGGCCUGCCCGAUCAAUGUCAAGACCGUUUACCAGAAGUUCUACAAGACCAGAAGGCCACCUGCAGGUAUGUAG
Molecule: messenger RNA, 660 nt
Organism: Acanthamoeba castellanii str. Neff
Lineage: Eukaryota; Discosea; Longamoebia; Acanthamoebidae
Exons: 4
Coding region: 1-660 (219 amino acids)
Biological process (GO): exonucleolytic trimming to generate mature 3'-end of 5.8S rRNA from tricistronic rRNA transcript (SSU-rRNA, 5.8S rRNA, LSU-rRNA)
Molecular function (GO): 3'-5'-RNA exonuclease activity; nucleic acid binding
Source: RefSeq, a predicted model, not a curated record